AUGGGAAUUGGGCCCAACUGGUUCCAUGUUGGAAAUGCAUUGGAUGAUGGGAAUCGGGUAUCAGGGGUGCCAUCUUGGAAAUGGAAUACCCAGACGCCCUUCCUGCUCUUCCUGUCCUUCCUCCAAGUGCACACAGCUCUCUUCUCCUCCCCGGCCUUCACCAACAGGAGCCGUCAUGGGGCGUACGGGGACGCGGCCGAGGAGAUGGACUGGGCCGUGGGGAGGAUCUUGGAUGCGCUGGACAGGUUGGGAUUGGCCAACGACACCUUGGUGUACUUCACCUCAGAUCAUGGCGCCCACGUGGAGGAAAUCACGCCCCAGGGGGAGGUCCAUGGCGGGAGCAACGGAAUGUUCCGGGGGGGCAAAUCCAACACCUGGGAAGGAGGCAUCCGGGUCCCGGGCCUGGUGCGCUGGCCGGGCGUCCUGCGUCCUGGCCUGGAGGUGGACGAGCCCACCAGCACCAUGGACGUCUUCCCCACGCUGGCCGGGCUGGCCGGGGCCCCCUUGCCCCGGGACAGAAUCAUCGAUGGCCGUGACUUGAUGCCCCUACUUCGAGGAGAAAUCGCCCGCUCUGAGCACGAGUUCCUCUUCCACUACUGCAACUCCUACCUGAACGCCGUACGCUGGCACCCGAAGAACAGCACGUCCAUCUGGAAGGCCUUCUACUUCACGCCCAACUUCAGCCCCCCGGGUUCCAAUGGCUGCCACGACACCCACGUGUGCCUGUGUCAUGGCCGCCACGUCACACGCCACGACCCCCCGCUGCUCUUCGACCUCUCACGCGACCCCCGCGAGCUCGCCCCUCUGACACCCGCCACGGAUCCACGCUUCCACACUGUGCUCCGCGCCAUGGCCCAGGCCGCCCAGAGACACACGGCCUCCGUGCCCCCCCACAUCACCAACCAGCUCUCAAUGGGCCACCUGCUGUGGAAGCCCUGGCUGCAGCUGUGA
Molecule: messenger RNA, 951 nt
Organism: Dipodomys spectabilis (banner-tailed kangaroo rat)
Lineage: Eukaryota; Metazoa; Chordata; Mammalia; Rodentia; Heteromyidae
Product: steryl-sulfatase-like
Exons: 6
Coding region: 1-951 (316 amino acids)
Molecular function (GO): arylsulfatase activity
Source: RefSeq, a predicted model, not a curated record